AUGACACACAUCAUAGUCGUCUGUCUCUGGGUCGUCACUAUUCUCCCGUUGUAUCUGCACACAGGUGAUUGUGCAAAGAUCAUUGGUGGAGUGGAGGUGGUGCCUCACUCUUUACCCUACAUGGCCCGAUUGGAGAACGGCAAAGGUGAUCUAGUCUGUGGAGGGAUCCUCAUCAACGAGUCAUGGGUCCUGACUGCAGCCCACUGUAAAGUAAAAAAGGGCUUGUCCUCACAUUUAAUAAAGACGGUCAAUCUGGGUGUCCACUCCGUAAAUGCAACUGAGAAGGCUUACAGACAGGUCAGAGAUGUGGAGAACCACGUUCCUUAUCCCUACUACAACGCUGCGGACCACCGCCACGACAUCAUGCUGCUACAGCUGACGAAACCAGUGGAGCUGACCAAGACUGUGGACAUCAUGAGUCUACCCGAUCCUGUAUGGGACGUCCCGGCUGGGACAGAGUGCUCUGUGGCCGGAUGGGGAUUAACGAUAGAAAACGGUAACAGAUCAGCCCAGUCUGAUGUCCUGCUGUCUGUAAACGUCACCGUGAUCAACAGAGCCAAGUGUAAUUCCGGAAAAUACUACAACUUCAACCCUAUCAUCUAUGGAGGCAUGCUGUGUGCUGGUUACGUUGGAUGUCAGCAGCCGGCUGAUGCUUGUCAGGGAGACUCUGGUGGCCCGUUGAUGUGUGGAGGUAAACUAAGGGGAGUCGUGUCCUUCGGGUAUGGAUGUGGUCGCAAGACCAAACCUGGGGUGUACACACUCAUAUCUAAAUACCAGGACUGGAUCAAUACAAACAUCCAGACCGCUGGCUGA
This is a messenger RNA of Salvelinus namaycush (lake trout), 813 nucleotides long. RefSeq names its product granzyme A-like. Bases 1 to 813 code for a protein of 270 amino acids. Lineage: Eukaryota; Metazoa; Chordata; Actinopteri; Salmoniformes; Salmonidae. The transcript is spliced from 5 exons. Gene Ontology annotation, molecular function: serine-type endopeptidase activity. The record is from RefSeq and is a predicted model, not a curated record. Gene Ontology annotation, biological process: proteolysis.